UGCAUUCACGCCUCUCUACGCUCUCUGCGUUCAUAUUAAACCUGGAUAUUGUUGAUCGCUGCUAAAGACUCACGGACUGAGGCCCAGACUUGAAAUCCAGCUUCCACUCCUCUGCUUCGCCCUUAUAGCUGCAUCCCUCUACCUCUUCUAUCUUCUAUCACUUCUCUCUGUUCCCACCGGACUCGGUCUCGCUCUCUCUUUUUUCUCUCCACCCCCACCCCCUUCCCGACCCUCAGCCUCCCUGAUGCCUAAGAACAGCAAGGUGACGCAGCGCGAGCAGAGCAAUGAGCACGUCACAGAGUCGGUGGCUGACCUGCUCGCACACGAGGAGCCAAUCGACUACAAGAGCAGCUCCCUGAACGUCGGAGGGGCCGCCGGGAAAAAGGUCCCACAGAUAGAAGUGCCCGAAAACGAUGGACGCCCCGCCUGGAACAGCAAACUUCAGUACAUCCUGGCCCAGGUGGGCUUCUCUGUGGGCCUCGGGAACGUGUGGCGCUUCCCUUACCUGUGCCAGAAGAACGGAGGAGGUGCCUAUUUGGUUCCUUACUUCAUCCUCCUCCUCAUCAUCGGCAUCCCGCUCUUCUUCAUGGAGCUGGCUGUGGGUCAGAAGAUCCGACGUGGGAGCAUCGGGGUCUGGAACUAUGUCUGUCCCAGUCUGGGUGGGAUAGGAAUGUCCAGUCUGAUGGUGUGUGGCUUUGUGGGUCUCUACUAUAAUGUGAUCAUCGGGUGGAGCAUCUUCUAUUUCUUCCAGUCCUUCCAGUAUCCUCUUCCAUGGAGCGAAUGUCCAAUCAGAAGGAAUGGGACACUUGCCAUUGUGGAGCCGGAGUGUGAGAAAAGCUCGGCCACCACCUACUUCUGGUACCGUCAGACUCUGAACACCACCAGCACCAUCGCAGAGAGCGGCGGCCUCAACGUGAAAAUGACCCUGUCGCUGCUGGUGGCCUGGAUCAUCGUCUGCCUCGCCGUCAUCAGAGGGAUCGCCUCCUCUGGGAAGGUGAUGUACUUCAGCUCUCUGUUCCCCUACGUGGUGCUGUUCUGUUUCCUGGUCAGAGGUUUAAUGCUGAAGGGAUCAGUGGAUGGCAUCUAUCACAUGUUCACUCCCAAGUUGGAGAAGAUGCUGGAGCCCCAGGUGUGGAGGGAGGCAGCCACCCAGGUGUUCUUCGCCCUGGGUCUGGGGUUUGGAGGAGUCAUAGCCUUCUCCAGUUAUAAUAAGAUCGACAACAACUGUCAUUUUGAUGCCGUGCUUGUCUCCGUCAUCAACUUCCUCACGUCCAUUCUGGCCACGCUGGUGGUGUUCGCCGUGCUGGGCUUCAAGGCCAACCUCAUGAAUGAAAAGUGUGUCGUAGAAAAUGCAGAGAAAAUCCUGGGAUACCUCAACUCAAACGUCCUGAGCCACGACCUCAUCCCUCCACAUGUAAACUUCUCCCACCUCAGCACAACAGACUACGCCGAGAUGUACGGCGUCAUCAAGACGGUGAAAGAGGACAGCUUCGCCCAGCUGGGGCUGGACCCCUGUGUGCUGGAGGACGAGCUCAACAAGUCUGUGCAGGGCACUGGCCUGGCCUUCAUCGCCUUCACAGAAGCCAUGACCCAUUUCCCAGCGUCUCCAUUCUGGUCGGUCAUGUUCUUCUUCAUGCUCAUCAACCUCGGUCUGGGCAGCAUGAUCGGCACCAUGACUGGCAUCACCACACCUGUACUCGACACCUACAAGGUCCAGAAGGAGCUCUUCACAGUGUGUUGCUGCAUUGUGGCGUUCUUCUGUGGCCUGCUGUUCGUUCAACGCUCAGGGAAUUACUUUGUCACAAUGUUUGACGAUUACUCUGCCGGACUGCCUCUCACAAUAGUGGUGAUCCUGGAGAAUGUGUCUGUCACUUGGAUUUAUGGCACGAAAAGGUUCAUGCAGGAUCUGGAGGACAUGUUGGGUUUCCGACCAUCUAUAAUCUAUUUCUACCUGUGGAAGUACGUCUCCCCUCUGUGUCUCAUAGUGCUCAUCUCAGCCACGGUCAUAGAGAUGGCCAUCAGCCCGCCGGGAUACAACGCCUGGGUGGAGGAGCUGGCUCAGGAACGCUUCCAGAGCUACCCUCCCUGGGCUUUGGCCAUGUGCUUUUCUCUCAUCAUCGUGGCGAUGCUUCCUCUCCCGGUUGUCUACAUCGCCCGCCGCUUCAACCUGAUAUCAGACGGCUCCAACAAGCUCUCUGUCUCCUACCGUAAAACCAUGAUGAAGGACAUAUCCAACUUAGAGGAGCAAGAUGAGGCCAGGUUCAUCCUCGGCGCCAAGCCCGGUGAUGCGCCAACAUCAACGCCGAGGCCCUAUCUGACUCCAGCAGGAAACAAAUCCCUGGACCCCAACUCCCUGUCUCCGAAAAGCUGCUACGGUACAGGCUACCAGAACGCUGCCAUCAGCCCCACCACGCCCACAACACCGACCAAACCCAUCACACCAGAGUCUGACUCUUGACUGCUGUCCAAACCCCCUGACACCCAGUCCUGUAGCACUCUUUACCUUCAGCCAUAAAGUCUCCACUGGGGGUCGCUGCAGCGCUGAGAAUCCCCACCACUGCCCUGCUAACACCACCAAACUGUAUGUAACCACCCACUUCAUCUGAACACACACUUCCCAAAACGACACCAAGGAACAUCCUGCAGCAGCAGGAGGGGAAAAAAAGAUGAAAUUCACUCUUCACAGUAGAUCAAACACUGAAAUCAGGGUGAGAUUGAUGGUGACACACUGUACAUCUGUAUCUAUUCUGUAUAUAACAACACCAGGUUUAUGUGCCCCAGAUGAAGUUCUGUGAUCAGCUUUUCUUUGCCUUAGUAUAAGGAUCCUCAGCAGACCCCCCCCCCUCCCCACACACACAUACACACACACACAGUUUAAUGCACGUCCCAAUCUGCACUGUGCAGGGGGGAUCUGAAAGAAUGAAGUGGAGCCGGUGUGGUGGUGUGAGCCAAGAUGUAUGUGAAUUUAAUUAUUUUAAGGUUUAAAGCUGCGAUACUCAACUUACUUUGCUUGAGGCCAGUUAGUAAACAAACUAAAAUGAAAAAACAAAAAGCCCAUAAGUGAUCAUAACAUAUCUUUGUUUUUAAAUGAGUAAAAAUGUAUAUUGUUCAUUUAUCUCCAGUAAACAGUUAUCAGCAUUAUAAGCUGAUUGUGUCAUUAAAUAGUCAAAUCAGAAAUCAAAACAGUAUUACCCCAUACUUUAUU
Centropristis striata (black sea bass) is the source of this 3205-nucleotide messenger RNA. RefSeq names its product sodium-dependent neutral amino acid transporter SLC6A17-like. NCBI's taxonomy places the organism in Eukaryota, Metazoa, Chordata, Actinopteri, Perciformes, Serranidae. Gene Ontology annotation, cellular component: plasma membrane; synaptic vesicle. The transcript has 12 exons. The coding region runs from base 245 to 2458 and encodes 737 amino acids. Gene Ontology annotation, biological process: proline transport; L-leucine transport; glycine transport. The record is from RefSeq and is a predicted model, not a curated record.